AUGGUGGCCUUGGAGCUUGCCCGGGUGGCCGAGCGAGCUGAGCGCUACGAUGACAUGGCCGAGUACAUGAAGGAACGUGCCAUGACAAUGGAACCUUUGAACAGCGAGGAAAGGGACAUGUUCUCCGCAGCGUUUAAGAAUGCGCUCACUGAUCGACGAGUGGCAGUGAGAAUAGCAGUUCAAGUCUACUCUCAGGAGCUCAGCGAGGGGUCUGCGGAGAGAGCAAGCUUGGCAAACGGUUACAAGACCAGAGUUGAGAAUGAACUCCAAGACAUUUGUAAAAAGGUGCUUCACCUGCUGGAGAAAGUGCUGUUGCCCUCUGCCGCUGCUGGUGAGGCCAAGACCUUCUACCUGAAGAUGCAGGGUGACUACUGCCGCUACCUGGCAGAGUUUUCCACGGGCGAUGCGUUGGAGAAGUACAGUCGAAUGGCGGCUGAAGCUUACUCCAAUGGGAUGCGGGAGGCCUUGGCCCUCCAUGAAGUGCACCCCGUUCGCUUGGGCCUGGCCCUCAACUUCUCGGUCUUUCAGCACGAGGUGCUGCACAACACGGCGGCAGCUCUAGACCUUGCGAACUCUGCUUUGCACAGUGCGCAAGCAAACUUGGAUUCCAUUUCCGAGGACAGCCAGAGUGACGCAUUGCUGACAUUGCAGCUGCUGGCGGCCGCCCUCUCAGCCGGCAGCGGCAUAGAAGACAUGCUCAAGACGAGGAUGAAGGAAAAGGUGGGGGAAGACAAGGACAUGGAGACUUUGAUCGCCGUGGUGGCCGUGCAGAAGGCACAUGAGGAAGAGCUUGGAGACCAGGGGCCAGUGGUGUCGCAGGCACAGAGCACGGUGAGAGCCUGCGCGACUUACAGUCAGGGCUGUCCAUACCCCCAGCAGCCGCAGCCCUUUUUGAGGGAGGCAAGACAUCCAAAUGAGCGCACCCCAGCUCAUGCCAUGCAUCGAAUGAAUCCAGGUUCCACGCAGCUCCAGCCGUGCUCGCAGAUGCCGCAGCUGACAAUGCCCCAUGUGAAUCAGACCAAUCAGCAGAUGCAGCCAUUCCUGGCCACCCCAAGCCCAGUUCCAGUGGGGACGUCUGACGAAGUUGCCAUGGGCUAUGCAUAUUCACGUGAUGACAUUGUGCCACACAUUCGCGAGGCAUGUAAGGCCAGCGACGUGUCGAAGGCUAUUGGCUUCCUCCGCAACAUAGAGGAUGAGAAGCGCCAGGUGGCUUUGCCACUGGUACUGGAGGACUUUAAGUGCAUUUUGAACGCCGCAUCAAAUCCUGCGGAGGAUCAAGUCAAGGUGAGCCCCAUCGAUGUGUCAGAGAUUGCCUAUCAAUUGGCAAAGCUGCAGACACCAGCUGGAUCUCCCCAAGUCACGCAGAAUAUCGACGACCUGCUGAAGUCCGUGUCCGAGAUUGCCAAGCACCAUGCACCUGAGCUCACGCCCCACGCCAUCUCUCGGCUGGUAUGGGGCUUCGCCACCCUCGCACAACGGAAUGACUCACUCAUGUCUGUCGUGGCAGCUGAAGUCGUAAGGAAGAUUGACAGUUUCCAGCACCAAGAGCUGGCUAACACUGCCUGGGCAUUUGCGAAGGUUGGUCUGUGGAAUGACACUCUCGCUCAGAGACUUGCGGGCCAAUGCGUGGACAAGAUGGACACCUUCACCACGGAAAGUUUGUCCAAUGUGGCCUGGGCCAUGGCGCAGUGGGGCUCCAAGCAGGAGACUCUGCUGCAAAAGAUGGCAGACGCGCUUUGCAGUAAGCGGGAUACCUUGACUCCGGUCUCCAUGUCUAAGAUUGCCUGGGCAUUCUCGACUCUGAGCUACAAGUCCGUGAAUCUGAUGAGUCUCAUCGCCGCCGAGUCAACAAGGCAGAUGUCGCAAUUCUCCAUGAAGGAGCUCGCCAAUCUGGCUUGGGCAUUUGCCAACCUGCGGUUGCAGAACGAGAAACUGUAUGAUGCGAUGGCGGAUCAGCUCAGUACCAGGCGAGAUGACAGGAUGCAACCGUCAGAGGUUGCCAAUAUCGCAUGGGCCUUUGCCAAGAACUUCCGCACCAAGGAAGGCAUCAAGGAAGGCCACAUCAUGAGGCGCUUGGCUGACGAGGCUUUGCCGCAGAUUGGUAGCUUCAAAGCAGCUGAGAUCACUAUGCUUACAUGGGCCUUUGCUGUGAGCUCGGUUCCUCAUCCUGAUCUGAUGCGAGAGAUUGGGGUCAAGGUGGCCAAGCGUUGCGAGAAGUUUGCUGCGGCUCAGCUGGUGCACGUGGUUUGGGCAUUUGGUGCUCUUUCCAUGAGGCAAAAGGACCUUUGUGAUGCAGUGGCUACUAGUUGCAGGCGAGACAUGAAGCUCUUCACGGCCAAUGGCCUGGCCCAGAUCAUUUGGGGCUUCUCCAUGGCGCAGUACAGGGACACAGCCUUCAUGCACGACGCGGAGCCUGUGAUCAUUGAAGGCAUUUCCUCUUUGAAGCCCUUGGCCCUCUAUCGAGUUGUAUGCUCGUACGAUGACCUAGCGGUGCACAGCAGCAAACUCAAGGAGGACGAAGCGCUGAAGAAGCAAGAGGAGUUCUCUUUGAAGGGACUCAGCCGAUUGCUGGAGUGCUACACAACGUGUGCAAAGCCGGCAAGCCAGGAGAGCGCUGGAGAAAGUCCUGGACAAGCGACUGGGUACGGUGGCGACCUUCCUGGGGGACGCCCUGAGGCCAGAGACCAAAGACACAGAAAAGCAACGUCUCCUGGAGCAGCUGGAGUCGAUGGGCAUCCGGGAGCUGCGAGCGCCAGGCAUGAAGUCUGUGUUGGCAAAGCUGGACAUUGGCAUGCCGGGCUGGACGUUCGUGUCCGAGUGCCUGAAAAAGGCCCCGCACUGGCGGCCCAGAAACUGGGUAAGGGCACAAAUACAGUUGCACGGCCUAGACGAGGCAGGCUCCACAGAGUCGUUUGA
Effrenium voratum is the source of this 2916-nucleotide messenger RNA. The record is from the annotation of a GenBank genome assembly. Lineage: Eukaryota; Dinophyceae; Suessiales; Symbiodiniaceae.